This is a messenger RNA of Glossina fuscipes, 1474 nucleotides long. RefSeq names its product putative leucine-rich repeat-containing protein DDB_G0290503. Gene Ontology annotation, biological process: regulation of cilium assembly. The transcript has a single exon. Bases 65 to 1474 code for a protein of 469 amino acids. NCBI's taxonomy places the organism in Eukaryota, Metazoa, Arthropoda, Insecta, Diptera, Glossinidae. Gene Ontology annotation, cellular component: centrosome. The record is from RefSeq and is a predicted model, not a curated record.
CCAUGAGGAGGAUCACGACGAGGAGCAGCUUGAUGAGCAUUGCGAUGCCAGUUCGAAUUCGCUUAUGGAAUCAUCUUCGAAGUGUCGCGAAAUAAGUUCAAAACUUAAGGCCGAACUAUCGAAAUACAAAAAAGAGCUUAGAGAGUACACGAACACAACGAAACAUCUCGAAGAGAAAUAUAUGCAAAUUAAUUUUGAAUUAAAUGAAAUGCAACAGAAGCAUGAUCUUUUUGUGAAUACGAAACAUAACAGUUGCAGCGGCGAUUCCGAAUCUUAUUCAGAAAUGACAAGUACAGGUUCGGAAUACUCAUUGAAACGUAAAUAUACGCAAGUUUUUGAUCGCGGUCCCAGCCUUCUGCAAAUUGUCGGCAAAGAUUCGAACAAUAGUAUUCUAGGUCACGGGAAAAUUGAACAUGACCUAUGCAGAAAACAUCGAAGGCAAAGCAAAGACUACGGUUCACAAAAACGUAAAUACCGUUUGGAUAAGGAGAAUGCACCGCCGUUAUCCGAAAUUCGCGGCUCUGACUAUAAAGAGAAAUGCAAUAAAGGUCUUACCGAUAUUUACAAAACUUUUAAAUCAAUAAUGGAAACUCACCAAGGCAAGAGAAAAGAAUCCUCGCCUAAGAAGGUCGAUGUCGAUUUCUUGCAAAACACUAUUGCUAGCUUGCAAAGUGAGCAGGAACAUUAUCGCGACAUUAUUGAAAAACAGCAAAGCUGUCUUCAAGACUAUCAUAAACGAUGUGUUAAGGCGCAAGAAAUCAUGCAGACGCAGCAGAUUGAAAUCGAAAAACUUAAUUCUAACAAUCAACAAUUGGAAACAGAGAUUACAACCGGUAUUGACCAGUUGCGUCUCAAAUUGGAGGCGAAACUUCGCGAAGUCGCGCAAUUACCUCAGCUGCUACACGAUGAACAGGUAAAAAGUGGACGGGCAGUGACUGAGAAUACAAUAUUGCACGAACGUGUUCGCUGCAUACAGGCGGAGGCAAAUCAAUUGAAAUUGAAAUUGGAGGAAAUGGGCAGGCGAAAAAUGGCCACAUUGACCCGUUUGAAGGCGGCUGAACGAGACUUGAAGAUAUUUAAAAACUAUAAUGCGGCUCUUAAGCAAGAGAAACGAAAUCUAGGCGACGAACUGCAAAAGAUACGCGAUCAAAUGGAUAGUUUGCAGAAUUGCAAUAAACGCGUUUUAGCUCGCCAACGUGAGCAAAGCGAUAAACAACGUCGCGAGUUGCAAAAACGAGUCAACGAGCUAGAAUUUAAACUCAAUCGCAGCCAGAACUCGACCACAAAUCUAAUACACGAGCGCGACAGUCUCAUUGCGGAAUUACAGAGUCAGCUUAACACUUUGGUUCACAAUUUCGAAGUAUCCCAAAAGCAUAUACGCGUACUGAGGCGACACAUUUACUCAAUGUCUGGCGGCAAUCCUCGCGAAGCUGUGGCACGAACACGUAUCUUAAAUGAAACCGCUACCAAUUAA